Messenger RNA from Lasiosphaeria miniovina, 1218 nucleotides. RefSeq lists its product as uncharacterized. The record is from RefSeq and is a predicted model, not a curated record. Lineage: Eukaryota; Fungi; Ascomycota; Sordariomycetes; Sordariales; Lasiosphaeriaceae. The coding region runs from base 1 to 1218 and encodes 405 amino acids. The transcript is spliced from 4 exons.
AUGCUCAUUGCCAUAAUCCCCAUCUCAGCCCAGCAAGAAAACAGAGCUCCAGCCCCCAUUCAGGGCGACAUCAAGAACUUGGAGAUUCGAGAAGGGUGGGAUAGACCCAAGCCGACCAUCGAUACGGACGAGGUCCUCUACAUUCCCGGAACUGAAACCGCCGCCACCCUGGGUAGACCGGCCGUCUUCCUAUUCGACCGGCGAGACAUCCCGAUCGAGGUCACGGCCACAUACACGCUGCCCUUCCCAGCGGCGCCGGCCGCCCCCGCAGCAGCGCCAAAGUAUCGCCUGGUCGGCACCCAGUGGAGCCUCACGAACAAGGCGCCCAUCAACAACGGCUUCGAAAUCAUCAGCGGGCCAUUCACCUCCAGGGCCUCGAGCGGGGUGAGUGGGACCACCUUCACCGCCAACAAGUUUGUUGUUGGCAGCACCGUCAGGGACCCCGGCGCCCCGUUCAAGGCGGACUCGGUGUUCCAAUUGGAGCUCUACUUCGUGUUCGGGCCGACGAACCACCUGCCGUACUACUACGACAACGAGUUAUUCCUGGACCUGAACCGGCUGGCCUACCUCGACUUCGCCAAGGUGGCGGGCAAGACGUGGGCCGAGGUCGAGGGCGACGUGCUCCUCAACCCCGGCACGUCGCCCCUGUUCUACGACUCGCGGCUGGGCGUAGGCGGCAUGCCGCACCACCUCAGCGGCGCCACCAUCGUGCUGAGCGGCUUCUUCAGCCGGAGCAAGAAGUACGUCAACUGCUUCGACCUGGCCGCCGUGCUGAAGGUGGCGCUGCUGUCGCUGGGCACCAAGCCCCAGGGUACCGGUACCACCUUUGUGAACGUGGUAUCCGACGUCAAGAUCUCGUUCGACACGCAGUGGGGGUACAUCAAGUCCGGGCCGCUGUUCGGGUGGGAGCGGACGCAGGCGCACGAGUGCAACUCGCCGUUCUGGCGGGGGGCGGGCGGCACUUUGCCCAAGGUGGCGGACAUAGACCCGCGGCGCACAAAGUUCUGGUGUCACUGCUACGUGACGUUCAAGAACGCGCAGGGCAAGACGUGCGCCGUCGAUGCCUGCCACGGCGUCCUCGUCAGCGGUAAGGUCCAGCUGGCCACAGGCCACCUCGAGAUCGACGACCACCGCAGGGCCAACAUCAACAAGGGGCCCGAGGUUGUUGGCCCCCCGGUGGCUGCAGAAUGGGCCUUGAAAAACAUUCCCCAGUCGUAG